AUGCCAUCUAUGACAGAUUUGACUCUUACAUCAAUAACAUUAGCCUGUCUAUUUGGUACUUUAUAUCUUUCAAAUCGUAUGAAAAAAUUAAAAAUUCAAAUUGAUGAAAAAAAAUCCGAUAUUCAAAUAACUGAAGAAAAUCUAUGGCAAUUAAAUACUGAUCUUAGUCGAUCAAUUCUUACAAAAUUACGUUUACUCGAUCGCUUAUCAUCAUCACAAGCAUAA
Messenger RNA from Rotaria sordida, 225 nucleotides. NCBI's taxonomy places the organism in Eukaryota, Metazoa, Rotifera, Eurotatoria, Philodinida, Philodinidae. The record is from the annotation of a GenBank genome assembly.